Chironomus riparius is the source of this 2403-nucleotide messenger RNA. The record is from the annotation of a GenBank genome assembly. Lineage: Eukaryota; Metazoa; Arthropoda; Insecta; Diptera; Chironomidae.
AAAAAUAAAACAUAAGCAUUUUUAAUACAGAAGUAGUGCAAUGACACAUUGAAAAAAAAAAUAGUAAAAAAAAUGAAUGAAAUUAAUUUUUUUAUUAGACUGCAACUUGCAAUAAUCGUAUUGACCAUAUCAGUCAUCAAUUGUGUGCCAAAUUGCAGUAGUGAAACAGAAAUAUUCAUGCAAAAUGACAAUAAUUCAGUAGCAAAUGCAAGUGUCAACCUUAUUGAGACAGUGAUAAAUAAAAUAAGUUACAAUGAUAGUACUUUACCCCACAAUGUCGUCCCUGAUGUCUCUAAUUAUGAAAGAGAUUUCAUAAAAAUUUUGAGUGAAAAAUAUUUAAAGACUUUUCAACCCUUCGACUUAUCACUGGUACCUUCAAUCUCAACCGAAUGUCGAGAUCAUGCACAAAUGUUUUUCGAAUCAUUAUCUAAAUUUGAGUUUUGGGCCUUAAAAUUACACGAUGCAACUGCAAGGUUUACAUCCGGCCUGUUAAAUGGAAAUAUCAAUCAGCUGGGUGAUUUUGAUCAGUGUCUGAAUGUCAAAGCACCAAAUGACGAAUUCCAAGGCAAAUAUUGCCUUACUUAUCUUCAACCAAGCAUUCCAGAAUCGCAGAGAUAUACAAAUUAUUUAAGAAGAUUAUUGCAGUCACACGAUGCAUUCAAAAGCAAUUUCGAUGAUCCAGGUCAUCGUGUUCCUCGUUACUCUACGAUAAAUUUCGGAGUUUGUGUACCGUCUUCAUGCUCGAGUAAUGAUGUAGAGAUUGCAAUGAAGCAUUAUACAGAAUCAUUUACUGAUGGCACGGGAGUCAAAUUAGCAGUUCGUGUGGAAUCUGAAAUGUGCUAUGUGAACGACUAUGAAUGGAUGAGUAAACUUGACCUUGGCACUAAAAUUGCUAUUCUGUUCUGUGUGGUUUUGCUUCUGUUGACUGUCGUCUCUACUGUUUAUGACUGUUGUGGAUCGUCGGAGAUAAAAAACCGAAUAGCAGUUUCAUUCUCAAUCAAAAAGAACACAAAAGCUUUAUUUGCACAGCGUGAGCAGAACGACAUCAGAAUCGCUCAUUCAAUAAGACUCUUUAAUGCUGUCAUGCUUCUCAUAUCACACAAGUGUAUGGCACUUUUUUAUCUGCCCUACUCAAACCGGACAUGGAUGACAGAAGUACUUGGUAAACCAUGGAGUGUGUUGGCAAGAGCAGCUUCUUUAUAUACAGAUCCGUUUCUAAUGAUUAGUGGAAUGCUGACUGCUUAUUCUUUAUAUGAUAAGUUACAAAAAAAUGGAAAAAUAAAUAUUUGGAAGGAAUAUAUUUCUCGUUAUCUCCGGAUCAUGCCAUCACUAGCAUUCCUUAUCAUCGUAUGUACAUACAUUUUGCCAUUGACAGGAAAUGGUCCAUUAUGGAACUUAGUAAUAUCACACAAUUCUGUCUUGUGUAAAAAAAGUUGGUGGAAAAGCUUACUGUUCAUUCACAAUUGGUUUGGAUUCGAAAAGAUGUGCAUGACACAUACACAUCAUGUUGGAAUUGAUACUGAACUUUUUUGGACAUCUCCGUUCUUGAUAAUUGCUUUAUUCAGAUGGCCUAAAAGAGCAUUAAAUGUUAUUGUGAUAUUAGCUGUAUUAUCAACAAUUGCUAGAUAUUAUGUUACUUACACUUAUGAGAUAUCAAAUUAUGUGUCGUUUGGAAUUAGUGUUCAACAACUCUUCAAAAUAGCUGAUUUGAUGUACAUACUUCCGCCACAUCGUUUCACUGUUUAUGCAAUGGGAAUUAUUCUCGGGUGCUUUUUAAGAAAAUUCAAAGACAUAAAAUUGAGUAAGAGGCAAAUAAAAAUUGGAUGGUGCGUGAGCACAGCGGCAAUGUUGAUAUCAUUUUUUGGACCAGCACCGAUGGGCGAUAUUUCUUAUAAAUUCAAUGCCACUCAUGCUGCACACUAUGCGGCUUUUGCACCAAUUGGAUGGUGUUUGUUUUUUGCAUGGAUGAUUUUGACGUCUCAUUUGGGAUAUAAAAAUAAAAUUAUAAGAAUGCUUGAGUGGAGAGGAUUCUUGUUCUCAACGAGAAUUUCGUAUGCGUUGUAUCUCGUACAAUUUCCAGUGUUCUUCUACAAUACUGGACAGGUUAAGACUCCUAUCCAGUACACAUUUCCUUUUAGUAUUCUGAACAUGAAUGAGAUGCUGUCAAUCAUACUGAUAUCAAUUCUUUAUACAAUUCUAAUAGAACAGCCAUUUAAUAAUAUUAAAAAUAUAAUGUUCAGCUCGAAAAAGAUUCCACAAAAGACUAAUAAUAACAACGAGGAAAAAGACAAACUUAAAAUGUCAUAAUAUGAAUUAUUUCAGCUUUAUAGAAUUAAGUGUAAAGUAUAUGAAGUAUUAUUAAGUUAUUUUAAUAAAGGUGAUAAAUAAAAGAUUGAAAUUAGA